This is a messenger RNA of Penicillium bovifimosum, 459 nucleotides long. Its product is annotated as RNA-binding protein. Lineage: Eukaryota; Fungi; Ascomycota; Eurotiomycetes; Eurotiales; Aspergillaceae. Gene Ontology annotation, molecular function: RNA binding. The transcript is spliced from 2 exons. The coding region runs from base 1 to 459 and encodes 152 amino acids. The record is from RefSeq and is a predicted model, not a curated record.
AUGAGCGAAACCACGCGGCUCAAGAGCACUGUCUAUGUAGGCGGCCUUGACCAGGCAGUGACUGCGCAUACACUUGCCGAAGCCUUUGUUCCGUUCGGCGAGGUCGUUGAUAUCUCGCUGCCCAAACCCGAGCAGCCUAACUCCAAGGACGUCCACCGCGGAUUUGGAUAUGUGGAGUUCGAUCUGCCCCAAGACGCCAAAGAGGCCAUUGACAACAUGGAUGGCAGCGAGAUCUAUGGACGUACGAUUAAGGUCGCUGCUGCGAAGCCACAGAAGGAUGCCAAUGAGGGAUUAGGUAGCAAGACUGCGAUCUGGGAACAGGAGGGCUAUUUGGCCAAGCAUGUCGUCAGCGAGGAGGACCGGUUAGCAGCUGAGGAAGCUCAAGCAUCAAGCAGUCGUCCCCAAGAUGCUAUGCAGGGCUUGGAACAAUUAGAUGUUGCCGGGCCGAAGGCCGAGUGA